Molecule: messenger RNA, 827 nt
Organism: Gongylonema pulchrum
Lineage: Eukaryota; Metazoa; Nematoda; Chromadorea; Rhabditida; Gongylonematidae
Source: the annotation of a GenBank genome assembly
UUGUUUUUCUGUAUUAGAGUUCGAAAGAGCCGAGAGCCUGAUACGGAAAAUUCUUUGUUAUUUGAAUUUGCAGCGCAAUCGAAGAAAGGCCGACAGACGUACCAGCGUUAUCAGACGUCAGUGCUUGAGAGCAAGUUCCAACAGAGCAGCUAUGUUAGUAAAAAGCAGCGUGAGGAGCUGCGGCUUCAGACCAACCUCAGCGAUCGACAGAUCAAAAUUUGGUUCCAGAAUCGACGCAUGAAAGCCAAAAAAGAGAAGAAUCGAUGUGAGGAGCAGAACGAGCACUCCGCUCUAUUGCCCGCAAAUCCACCGAAGCAACUCGUCGUCGAUAACGCUGCAGCUGCGGCCGCCGCAGCUGCUGCAGCUGCAGCGGCGGCUGCGGCCGAGGAACGCGCAGACAAAAAAGCAGGUGGUGGCAGCAGUACAGGGUGGUGCAUGGCAGCCAUGCCGACAAUGCCACAACCGUGGCCUAACCAAGUACCACCUCAUCCUGCAUCCUAUGUACCUAUGCACCUCGAAAAAUUAUUCCUGUGCUCUCAGCAGCCCUCCAACAAACAUCCGGGAAAAUCCAAAAAAGGCAUAAUUGCAGAUAGCUGUAAGAAGAGAGGGAGGCAAACGUACAGCCGUCAUCAGACGCUGGAACUUGAGAAGGAAUUUCAUUACAAUAAAUAUUUGACUCGACGGCGGCGCAUCGAGCUGAAUCGUACGCUGGGUCUCACUGAACGGCAGAUCAAAAUUUGGUUCCAGAAUCGCCGAAUGAAGAAAAAAAAGGAGGAUAGGGCGAGGGAAGAAUACAGAAACUACUCGCAUGGUUGUGACAAUUGAUC